Messenger RNA from Rotaria sp. Silwood2, 2811 nucleotides. The record is from the annotation of a GenBank genome assembly. Lineage: Eukaryota; Metazoa; Rotifera; Eurotatoria; Philodinida; Philodinidae.
AUUCUAAUAUACUUCACCCUCUGUAUUUAAUAACAUAUUAGUUGCCAUGUAUUUUAGGAAGAGUUAUGAUACAUAUACUGAGGAGACUGAAAAUUAGAGCAGUAAGUGUGAUUUGGUCUUCAAAUGCCACAAUGACAAUGAUUGUCCUGGCCCACUAACAUCUCUGACAUACACAUAGAAAGCAAGUAUACAUUUAAUAUUCGAUGAAAAACAAUGUCACUCAAUUUAUAAUUUUCUAGUAUAUAAUGCUACGAAUGAUUAUAUAACGUUAUGUGUAAAACUCAUAGAGAACUAUUUGAUGAAUCAAAUUUAGUUUUUUUUAACCUGAAUUCCUUAAAAAACCAGAACACAGAAGAAUGGACAGAUGCAUUAGUACCUACAUUAUAAAAACUAUAACCGAAACUGAGUAGUAGACGGUUCAAUAAUCGAAAAGUGCUAGGAUUCAUUGAAAUGUAGAAAUUAAGUGCUCAUUGAUUGGUACACACCAAUGCUCAAGACUACUUGAGACGUUUUAGUUCAUAGUGGUGUGUUUGAUGUUUGACAAACUUUUCGAUUUUCUUUCACCAUGAAGACAAUAGUUACUUUUCAAAUGUUUUCUAAAUUUUAAUACAUUUUACUCAUGAAUUUUUGAUAACGAAAUUUAUCAAAAAAAAGUUAAACUAGGGAAAUUCACCUUCAUAAUUUUGCAAAAUGCUUCGUUAAAAAGAGAAAAAGAGAAAAUCGUCUUGAUUUUCAAAAUAAUUGGAUUUCUAGUUCUCUAUACAAACGACGAUAUAUAUGAAUGUUUUUUAUAAAUCAAUUAUUAUCAAAAAUUGUAUCAAGACUUGCAAUAAACAUUGAAGAAUAUAAAAAACUCAUUUUAAAUCCCAAAGCACACACACUAUAUGAUAUUCCCUUCGGAAAACUAUAUCAACGCUUAUUAAAACAGUAUCCAACUGAGAAUUUACUCACUUUACUUCUUCAUUUCGAUGGCAUCGGUUUAGUCAAAUCCACGAAUUUGAAACUGUGGAUUUGUGAUGCUAGUAUUGUCGAACUACCACCAAAUUUACGAUACCGCAGAUCAAAUAUGUUCCUAGCCUCGAUGUAUAUUGGCUAUUCAGAACCCAAGCCAAAAAUAUGGCUUAAAUCAUGUUUUGCUACUCUUAAUAAAUUAAAAAAAGAAGGUUUUAAAGAUUUUAUUUUUCUAAAGCUGAAAUAUCUAAAAAAAUCUUGCACUAAAUUAUUUUUGUCUAUUUGCUUUUAGUUUUUAAAGUUGAUGUUGUUCAACAAAUAUUUAAUAUAAAAAUCUAUGGUUGUAUUGGUGAUUCACCUGCUCUUAAACUUAUGGCAAAUAUGGUUGGACAUAAUGGAUAUUAUCCAUGUUACUUCUGCUAUAUCAAAGGCGUACAUAUACGUAAACCACGUAAAAGACAAUAUUAUUACAGUUCAACGAAUGUUCAUCGCACAGUGAACUCAUUUUAUAAUGAUUCAAGGAAAGCUCAACUGAAUAAUCAAAAAGUAUUUGGACAUCUUGGAAUAUCCAUAUUGGAAGAGGUGGUAGACAUCCCUCUACCACAUAGCAUAAUCAUAGACUAUGCUCAUGUUUCGCUGCUUAGACACUUUCGUGAUGUAGUUCGCGUCGUUGCUUCAUCCCUUGCACCUGCUGUACGUGAAAAAAUUGAUGCUUCUCUACGAAAACAACGUUUUCCUCACUUCUUUAAUCGAAAGAUGAGAGGUAUCCAGGAUUUUUCUUUUAUCAAAGCUGCAGAACUUAAGAACCUACUGCUUUAUGGUUUUAUUCCUCAUUUUAUGCCGUAUUUAACUAGUGAUCAAUUAUGUUUUAUAGCAUUAUUUACCAUUGGUAUUCGUCUUCUUCAUUCAGACGAUGUUUUUAGUCCUAAUACAAGUGUCACAGCAAACAAUUUACUUUGUUUAUUGGAUUUAUUUGUAUUGGAACGAAAAGAUCCAUUAUAUUAUGAAUUAUUAAAUUAUCAUAACAAUAAUUGCGAUUGUAAUGAUUUUUAUCAAUGUAUUAAAACAUAUCGUCGAUCAAUUAUAUUUAAUAAAAUGUUUCAUUCGCUUCAGUAUACUAAACGUAAAAAUACAAAUAGUUAUUUCGUACAAUAUCUUUGUGGUCUUAGUCAUUUUAAUUAUGAUCAACCUCCAUCUAAUCGUCUUAAUUUACCAUCAAUAUCAACAUCGUUACCACAUGAAAGUUACAAAACACAAGUUGAUACACCUGGAUUUACUGCUUAUCGAGCUCGUCGUUCUCGUGUUAAUGAUGAUACGUUACGUAAGCGUAAACAGAGUAAAAAUGUUUUGCAACAACAACAAACAAAUAUCAAACGUUUACCUCAAUACGAUGAAGAAGAAGAAAUCGAAUCUAAUCAAAAUAUUCAAUAUGAUUCGGAUGAAGAUGAUCCAUUUGAUGAAAACUUGAUGCAGCAUCAAAAUCGAACAAAUGUACAUCGUUAUGCAACUAAAAACAAAAGUAGCUUCGACGACGUCGUUGAUGAUGAUCCUGAUCCAAAUACUGAAGUGCUUGAUACAAAUAAUGGAGAUCUCUUCAGUCAAGUUUACUUUGAUGAAAAAUUUGAUGAACUGAAAUCAAAGGCUGUCGGUGCUCGUUUCAAAAUUGAUCCUGAUCGUUUUGGUGAUUUUUUUCGAAUUUGUCUGCGAAGAACGCUGAGUCAAAUGAUUUGUGAUAUUCGUCGUUGUCACAGAAUAGCUGAUGGUGUUGGAGCUGAUGAUGGUGGAAUGCAUGGUGUGCCUAGAGCAGGAUUUGGUGUCGACGCAAGAUUGGGUGAUUCACCAUCUGCUGGUCAUCAAUGA